UUGUCGUCCCAUCCAUGUCCUUGCUCGUAUCGUACUUCUCUAUCUCUAUCUCUAUCUGUAUGCAUAUAUUGUAGUGUAGUAAGAAGCCCCCCAAUUUCUUUCCUCCUCGUCAGAUCCGUCCUCUUUCUCUCCAUUAAGAACGACACUCAUCCUCUACCUUUUGUCAACUCUCCUAUAUAUAUAUAUAUAUUAUUUGGUUUGAUUCGUUGGAUAUUCGAUUCGAUGAAAUUGUGAAUGUCGGUUGUGUUCAAUCUCCGAAUUUUGAUUUAGGUGAGUUUUCUCAGAUCUAAAUCACUGUAAUGAGAAUUUUGUUGUCCGUACUUCAUUCUGGUUUCUUCUUCUCAGCUUUGGAUCUAAGAUUAGUACUCUGCAAUGGUAAGUAGUUAGUUCAUUCAUUAUUGCACAUUAGUUCCAACAUUUCCAGUUUCCCGACAAUGUCGAACUCCUUCCAUUGUUUGUUCCUGUCGUAUUAUGCCUUUUUAGUGUAAUGAUGUUGCUUCUACACAGACAAUCAGUUUCUGAAAGAUUGUGAAAUCUCUGCCCUCCAUUGUCGGUACCAUGUCUGUGUAUACAACUAGACAUGGAUAUAGAAUUGUUUGUCCCGCCGGCGCCGGAGAUGAACUCCGGCGAAGACAGCUGUAAACUCACUCUAUUUCCGAUGAAAUUGAUGAACCUGUCCUCGUCGUCGUCGACGUUCUUCUCCGCCAAUCCGUCGCCGCCCGCAGAUACAACGAGGACAGAUCGAAGUGCCGAACCGAGCACUUCGAAUAGUCCUCGGAGUCGGGACGACGCAUCGUCUUCAGAUCGCGAAUUAUUAAGCUAUGUCGAUCGUAAUUCGAAAUAUUGCGCCAGGCAGAGGCGUCGGGGAAGAAAACCCAGGAGAUCGCGUGAUGCGUCGAACCCUCCGUCGUCGUUUUAUUACAACCGACGGACGAGCUGCGAUGUGUACAUAGGCUUUCACGGCCGGAAGCCGUCGUUGAUUCGGUUCACUAAUUGGCUUCGCGCCGAGCUAGAGGUUCAAGGCGUGAGUUGCUUUACGACGGACAGGGCGAGGUGUCGAAAUUCUCGCAAGCGUCGGAUAGUCGAGAAUGCGAUGAUCGGUUGUACAUUCGGCGUGGUUAUAGUGACGAAGAAGUCGUUUAGGAACCCGUACACGAUCGAGGAGAUUCGGCAUUUCGCUGAGAAGAAGAAUUUGGUCCCAGUGUACUUCGAUUUGGCGCCUAACGAAUGUCUCGUCCGGGACAUAAUCGAAAAGCGCGGCGAGGUUUGGGAGAAACACGGCGGCGAGCUAUGGCUACGGUACGGAGGGGUCGAGAAUGAGUGGAGGGAAGCCGUGGGCGGGCUCAAAGGUGACGAUGAUUGGAAGCUCGACGCGCACGACGGGAAAUGGCGGGAUUGUAUAUUGAGAGCCGUCGCGCUUUUGGCGUCAAGGUUAGGGAGGCGGAGCGUCGUCGACCGAAUCGCGAAAUGGCGGGAGAAGGCCGAGCGAGAAGAGUUUGUAUACCCGCGGAACGAGCGUUUCAUUGGUAGGAAGAAAGAGUUGUUCGAGCUUGAGUUUAUGCUGUUCGGCGACGUGUAUGGCGAUGUCGAGAGGGAUUAUUUCGAAAUCAAGACUCGGGCGAGGAAGAAGAACUCGACGAGGGAAACGAAAGUAGAUGGUCGAAGAAACGGCAAAGAACCUAUUGUAUGGAAAGAAUCCGAAAAGGAAAUCGAGGUACAAAACACCGAGCUUUCUCGACUUCGAAACCUCACGCCCAAGUCGAGGAAGCACGGGAGGCGAAGGUCGACGAAAGUCGCCUACGGUAAGGGGAUCGCCUGUGUAACGGGCGAUCCCGGGAUCGGGAAGACGGAGCUUCUCGUAGAGUUUGCGUAUCGAUACCAUCAACGAUACAAAAUGGUUCUAUGGAUCGGAGGCGAAAGCAGGUACAUUAGACAAAACUAUUUGAACUUAUCGCCAUUCUUAGAGAUCGACGUCGGCGAGGAGAAAGGUCGACCAACGAGCUUCGACGAGCAAGAGGAAGCAGCCGUGGCCCGAGUCCGGAGGGAGCUCAUGCGCGAUAUCCCGUUUUUGGUCGUGAUCGACAAUUUGGAGAGCGAAAUCGACUGGUGGGAUCGAAAGCUCGUCAUGGAUUUGCUCCCCCGUUUCGGCGGAGACUCUCACGUUAUCAUCUCGACUCGCCUCCCGCGUGUUAUGAACAUCGAGCCGUUGAGGCUCUCUUACCUAUCGGGAGUCGAGGCGAUGUCGUUGAUGCAGGGAAGUCUCCGCGAUCAAACGAACACAGAAAUCGACGCGUUGCAGGCAAUCGAGGCGAAGAUCGGAAGGCUCACGCUUGGCCUCGCGAUCGUAGGCGCGAUUCUUUCCGAGCUUCCUAUCACUCCGAGUCGGCUGUUGGAUGCGAUCAAUCGAACGCCUCCGAGGGAUGUGUCGUGGACGGGACGGGACAACCAGACUUUGCGGCGCAACGGUUUCCUCCUACAGCUUUUCGAGGUUUGCUUCUCCGUAUUCGACCACACCGACGGCCCCCAAAGUUUGGCGACGAGAAUGGUACUCGCGUCCGGUUGGUUUGCCCCGGCUCCGAUUCCGAUACCCGUCUUGGCCGUCGCGGCGCAUAAGCUAUCGAAGAAGCACCGGCGUAAUCGCCUAUGGCAAAAAAUACUGUAUUCCGUAACAUGUGGAUUCUCGUCGUCGUACGCACAGAGAUCCGAGGCCGAAGCGUCGUCGCUGCUGUUUCGAUUCAAGAUCGCGAGAAGCUGCACGAGGCACGGGUUUAUCCAAUUUAACGAGCUCGUAAAGGCGUACGCUCGGAGGAGAGCGACCGUCGGGGUUGCUCGGUUGACGGUACAAGCAAUCGCCGGCCGGGGAUCGAUACCGCGCCACGGAGACCACAUGUGGGCUGCAUGUUUCUUGAUUCUAGGGUUCGAUAGAGACUCUGCGACGGUCGAGCUGAGGGCGAACGAGCUCUUGUUUGUCGUGAAAGAAGUGAUCUUGCCGCUUGCAAUAAGGACGUUCGUAACAUUUUCGCGAUGCCGGGCUGCAACGGAGCUGCUUCGUCUCUGCACGGAGGCGCUCGAAGCGGCCGACGAGGCGCUCGUCGUGCCGGUCGAGAAAUGGCUGGACAAGUCGCUGUGCUGGCGACCCGUCGAGACGGGUGCGCAGCUGAAUCCUUGUCUUUGGCAAGAUCUCGCCGUCGCGAGGGCGACCGUGCUGGAAGUCCGGGCGAAGCUUAUGAUGAGAGGAGGGGCGUACGACGCCGCGGACGAUCUGAUUCGGACGGCGAUUUUUAUUCGGACUUCGGUGUGCGGCGAGGAUCAUCCCGACACGGCCGUGUCGCGGGAGACACUCGCUAAGGUUACUAGACUUCUUGCUGAUGUUCACAGCAUUGCUUCGCCGUAGAGUUUCUGUAUAAUGUUGCUGGUUAGAAGGUUUUUUGCAUUUGUCUAUUGUGUAAAGUAACGUACAUUGAACUUGGAACAUAAACUAUUCGAUUCGUGAAAUUGAAAUCAGUGAAA
Molecule: messenger RNA, 3510 nt
Organism: Andrographis paniculata
Lineage: Eukaryota; Viridiplantae; Streptophyta; Magnoliopsida; Lamiales; Acanthaceae
Exons: 1
Coding region: 581-3394 (937 amino acids)
Biological process (GO): recombinational repair
Molecular function (GO): ATP hydrolysis activity; protein binding
Source: RefSeq, a predicted model, not a curated record